GGCGAGAGAGCCCACAACUGUAACUCUGAUCAACACACGCGAGAGAGAGAGAGAGAGAGAGAGAGAGAGAGAAGGGUUCCACGCACAUAGAAGCGAUCAAUCAAGCUAUAAUGGGUGGCGUCGGCGACACUGCAUCGUCUGUUGUUUCCUACUCCGACGCUCGAAAUUCUCUCUGUGAAUAGGAAUAUGGCAGGGAAGCUCAUGCAUGCGGUUCAGUACAAUUCCUAUGGAGGAGGACCUGCUGGGUUGAAGCAUGUUGAGCUUCCUGUUCCUGCUCCAAAAGAGGAUGAGGUUUUGUUAAAGAUAGAAGCAGUUAGCAUAAACCCAAUCGAUUGGAAACUCCAGAAAGGCAUUGCCCGUCCACUUUUGCCACGAAAAUUUCCUUUCGUACCUUCAGCUACUGAUGUAUCAGGAGAAGUAGUGACGGUUGGAUCUGGAGUUAAGAAUUUUAAAGCUGGUGACAAAGUUGUAUCUAUACUUAGUCCUAUGAGUGGAGGUGGACUAGCUGAAUUCUGUGUGGCUAAAGGUAGUCUGACAGUUCCAAGGCCACCUGAGUUAUCAGCAGUUGAAGCUGCAGGCAUACCUUCCGGCGCUCUCACAGCUCACGUGGCCCUCACCCAAUAUGCAGGAGUCAAGCUCGACGGAACCUGCCCACAGAAAACCAUUCUAGUCACUGCCGCCUCUGGCGGCGUAGGCCACUUUGCUGUUCAACUGGCCAAACUCGGAAACACCCAUGUGACGGCCACUUGUGGAGCUCGUAACUUGGAACUUGUGAAGAGCUUAGGGGCCGAUGAGGUGCUCGAUUACAAAACGCCCGAUGGGGCCGCAUUGAGGAGCCCGGCUAGCCGGAAGUACGAUGCUGUGAUCCAUUGUACCACCGGGAUUCCGUGGUCUAUUUUUGAGCCCAAUUUGAGUGGAAAUGGGAAGGUAAUAGAUUUGACUCCUAGUGUUAGUACCAUGAUGACUUUUGCACUGAAGAAAUUCACCUGCUCUAAGAAGCGGAUUGUGCCACUGCUUUACUCUCCCGAAGGUGAGAAUCUUGAGUAUCUAGUUAAGUUGGUGAAGGAAGGGAAGCUUAAGACGGUUGUCGACUCGAAGUACCCUCUUAGCAAGGCUGAAGAUGCCUGGGCCAAGAGCAUCGACGGUCAUGCUACGGGAAAGAUCAUUGUCGAGCCGUAAAAUAUGUCGUUUGAAAUAGGUUUAGCUAGUUUUGAUGUACCGGAGAGAAAAGUAAUGUGUAUAUGAACCAUAAUGCUUCAUCUUGUGAGGAAGGCUGAAUAUUUUG
Molecule: messenger RNA, 1285 nt
Organism: Rhododendron vialii
Lineage: Eukaryota; Viridiplantae; Streptophyta; Magnoliopsida; Ericales; Ericaceae
Product: chloroplast envelope quinone oxidoreductase homolog
Exons: 5
Coding region: 187-1179 (330 amino acids)
Molecular function (GO): oxidoreductase activity
Source: RefSeq, a predicted model, not a curated record